AUGUCCAAUAGAAAGGAUUCCAACUCUUCCACGAAACAAGGUAUACAAUUUCCUGAGGUCAGCAUGGUGCCAAUUAUGGAUAUACAGAAACCGUUAUCGCCUCGGUUUGGCAUUUCCAAUUCAACAGGUUCGACCUCUGCAAUCAGCAAUGAUUACAACAUCCUGAAUAAUUCGAAACCUCCAGAGCAUCUUUCUGAAUUUUUUUCAUUUAUGAACACCAGAUCGCCCACCCAAGAAUCGCCGACACAUAGCGAUGUAUCGAGAGAUAUCCCGGGGGAAGACAGACAGCCAUUCAGUGACCGAAACGUGAAGAGACAACCUUCGUUGAACACGUUUACAUCGUUCUCUCCUUCAGUUUUGGACUUGCCCAAUAUCGUCACGUCCAAAGAUUUCCAUCAUAAUGUAGAGGUGUAUUCGAAUUUGUUGCAGAAGGCAGAAAAGUUGCGAAUACAGCUAUUGCAGGUGUCCAACGCAGCCAACGAUUUUGGCCAGGCUUUGGAAGAUUGCAUAGACGAUUGCCCCAAGGUGAACAACUCGAAGGUAGUGAGAGAUGGCUUAAUAAAUGCAAGCGGCUUACAGUAUAUGAUCGGCAGCAAUGAGCAAAUACUUAGUAGAUUGAUAGAGUCCAGUUUUGAAAGACCUUUGCGAAAGGAAUUGAAUGACUUGAAGACAGACUACGAAGUGAACUACUCGUUCUACCAACAGGAAAUUAAAGCCAAGUCGAAAGUCCUUCGUCAAAAGGAGUUGGAAAACCUAAAGCUUUCGAAACAAAAGACAAGAAAUCUCAAUGUGUACAAGAGCAAUCUUCUAAACUUGACGUCACAACUUGACGAAAUUGACCGUCUCAAGUACGACUACUACCACGAAGUGAACUCAAUGAUAUCUAAAUUCAACCAAGAUCAUUUGCUCAUAAAAACAGGAUCCUUGGUGAGAGCACAACUAGAGAUUGCAGAGGGUAUAGCUAGAAAAGGUUGGUCUGGUGGGGGUUUGGAUGAACUCUUAUCGGUAUCACCAGAUCUCUUUGAAACUAACGAUUCUGACGACACCGCUUUUAAAGGAACCAACGAUACCGACAAUGAAACGGGUGAUGGACUUUUAGACAAGACGAUAGAAAACAAUUUCCUUUCUGACCGGGCAAUAGCAGAAACAGAAGAGAACAAUGUCAUCGAAGAUGAUGAUGUAGGCAAUGACACUCUUGAGACAGUUAGGGCUGUAACUCCUGAUGCAAAGAAAAAUCCUGUUGUAGCCAGAGCAGGAUUAUCACCAAAUAUAGUUAGUCAGUUAAAGAAGCCGGCUGAUUCAGCAGAACAAAGCUUUGACGAAUCAUUUUCUCUACCAAUCAUCAAUAAAUCCAAUUCAUUGUUGCACAAGCUCAAUGAACAAGAGAGCUCACCGAUUCCAGACGAGAGCAUACAGAACAAUAACAUACUUGACGAACUUGAUGAGUAG
Molecule: messenger RNA, 1449 nt
Organism: Scheffersomyces stipitis CBS 6054
Lineage: Eukaryota; Fungi; Ascomycota; Pichiomycetes; Serinales; Debaryomycetaceae
Exons: 1
Coding region: 1-1449 (482 amino acids)
Biological process (GO): vacuole fusion, non-autophagic
Cellular component (GO): fungal-type vacuole membrane
Molecular function (GO): phospholipid binding
Source: RefSeq, a predicted model, not a curated record